Molecule: messenger RNA, 1855 nt
Organism: Exophiala mesophila
Lineage: Eukaryota; Fungi; Ascomycota; Eurotiomycetes; Chaetothyriales; Herpotrichiellaceae
Exons: 4
Coding region: 204-1451 (415 amino acids)
Biological process (GO): phenylacetate catabolic process; fatty acid beta-oxidation
Cellular component (GO): peroxisome
Molecular function (GO): acetyl-CoA C-acyltransferase activity
Source: RefSeq, a predicted model, not a curated record
CUUUUCCAAUUGAGGCACUGCGCAAGCUUCAUAAUAAAUGACUUGAAGAUCCUCCGGUUUGUCUCGUUAGAACAAUUCUCAACGUCUUCACCAUUCAUCUCACUACUUCCUUUUCCUUUCUUCCAUUUUCUCAAUCUAUCCUCUUGUCUCAUUACACCCUAUAGUCUCCUCGACCUUGACCGCUACAUUCACACAUACUCAAGAUGGCAACCCAAAGACUAGGAUCCAUCAUCUCCCACCUCUCCCCCUCCAAGACUGGUGUUGCAGCCAUCACCCAGAAGAACCCCGAUGACAUUGUCAUUACCCUGGCCAUCCGCACCCCACUCACCAAGGGAAAGAAGGGAGGUUUCAAAGACACCGGCCUGGAUUACAUUGUCUAUGCCCUCCUGAAGCAAGUCCUCGAAAAGAGCAAGAUUGACCCUUCCCUGGUCGAGGAUAUCUGCCUCGGAAAUGUCUCCGACGCAAGAGCUGCCUACAAAGUCCGAGCCGCCAUGUUGGCCGCUGGAUUCCCCCACACUGCCGCCGCCAGCAGCGUCAACCGAUUCUGCUCCUCCGGUCUGAAGGCCGUCCAAGACAUUGCCAACCAGAUCUCUAACGGUAGCAUCGACAUUGGUGUCGCCCUUGGUGGUGAGAGCAUGUCCAUGAGCCGUGAUGUACUGGAACCUUUUGCCCCCGAGAUCCUUGCCAACCAAGAGGCCGCCGAUUGCCUGCAACCCAUGAUCCAGACCUCGGAGAACGUUGGCAACGACUUCAACAUCUCCAGAAGAAUGCAAGAUGAAUAUGCCAACGAGAGUUUCCGACGCGCCGAGGUCGCUCAAAAGGCUGGAUGGUUCGACGACGAAAUUGUCCCCAUCACCACAAAGGUCAAGGACCCUAAGACCGGUGAAGAGAAGCUCGUCACCCUCACCAAGGACGAGGGUCCACGAUAUGGCACCACCGUCGAAUCUCUCGGCAAGAUCCGACCUGCCAUGCCCCAAUUCGGUGACAAGACCACCGGUGGCAAUGCCAGUCAAGUGACUGACGGAGCCGCUGGUAUCCUCCUGAUGAAGCGAUCCAAGGCCAUUGAACUCGGCCAGCCCAUCUUGGCCAAAUUUGUCGGCGCCACCGUUGCUGGUGUGCCCCCAAGGAUCAUGGGCAUUGGCCCAUCCGCCGCCAUCCCCAAGCUCCUCCAGAAAUUCCAACUCACCAAGGAAGACAUUGACAUCUUCGAGAUCAACGAGGCCUUUGCCUCCAUGGCCGUCUACUGCGUGAACGUCUUGGGUCUCGACCACGCCAAGGUCAACCCUCGUGGUGGUGCCAUCGCUCUCGGCCACCCUCUCGGUGCCACUGGUGCCCGACAGAUUUGCACAAUUCUGAGUGAGGCUCGGAGGACCAAGUCUAAGAUUUUGGUUACCUCCAUGUGUAUCGGUACUGGUCAAGGUAUGGCUGGCCUGUUUGUCAAUGAGCAGUAGUUUGGGUUAGCUGGCUUGACUUGUUGCGCUGGUGGGUCGCGACGAUCCGGCGCGACGAGAAUUUGUUUCAAAAAGCAUCUAUCUACUAGGUAGUCUGUCACGAUUCACGAAAUCGUUGUGCAUAUUGUGUUGAGUUGGGUCCUUGGGCUCCACGUGUCCACUAGCAUGUUGUAGACAUGUGGAAUUACAUGAUAUUUAUUCUUGCAUAUCAGAUCCAAGGAAUCAAUCUCUGAUUCCAAAUCUCACAACCUUUUAGAUCUACAGUGCGUGCACGUGUUGUGUACACGUAGGUAGACUCAAGAUCGCAGGUCAAGGAGACCUUCCGCAGAACUACUUAAACCCUAGCCACAUCAUUUACAGCCAGUGGGCAUGUAGAUCUGACGAGUGGAAUGUCCAAAGUCGUC